UUCAUUCGGAUUGAAGUCUGUCAAAUCAUCUGAUAGAUUUUCGGUACAAUAUCAUAUCAACCAGCAAUGUUAACGCACUUGAUUGGGGUUUGCGCACUAUUUAGUGUUGUACUUGGAAAUGAUUUGGCCGAUCCCUUUCUUAUUGUAAACGGAACAAACGCACUCAUCGAAGAUUAUCCGUUUAUGGUGUCUUUGAGAGGUUCAUCAGGCAGACAUUCAUGCGGUGGCAGCAUUCUCAACGAGCGAUGGAUCCUUACAGCGGCUCAUUGUGUCGAUUACCACACGACGCCGUUCCUUCAAACAGUUCAAGUCGGUCGCACCGAAGUGUCAGUGCAAAAAGAUGAGUCCGUUUUCGAAAUAGAUGAUGUGAUUGUCCAUCCGUUCUACGACAUUGGAAACAGCGUGAUAAAUGAUAUUGCUUUAAUCAAACUGAAAACUCCGCUAACAUUUGGACCCACGAUAAAGCCCGUUGAGCUACCCGGCAAAUACGAAGAAGUGGAUGCUUCCAAUCUGGACGUAACACUGAUUGGAUGGGGCUUGCUUGAAACCAAUGGCAAUCUUCCUACGAUACUUCAACAGGUGGACUAUUACGUGGUCCCCAAUGAGGCAUGCAACACGAUUCAUGAGGAGCACAUCUAUCCGAGCCAGAUUUGCGCAGCCUAUCCAGGUGGUGGCAAGGGCCAGUGUAGUGGUGACUCUGGCGGUCCUUUGCUGAGCGCAGGAAAACAGGUCGGAAUCGUUUCGUGGAGCAUCAAACCGUGUACCGUAGCCCCUUAUCCUGGGGUUCUGACCAAAGUUUCACACUUCCUCGAUUUCAUCAAUGAAUACGUGUAGGAACAUUGCUAGUCAAUUGCUGUCGAACUCGGCUGCACAUAAAAUGUCGAUGUACUAAAAUCAAACACCAAUCAUUUUCGAGAGCACUGAACAAACUUCUUCCGACAUGAAACUUCUAGGCCAAUUUCCAACCGAAUACUGCCCAACAAUCAACUUUUGCAAUAAAUUACAACGGAAGCCGUAUGUUUUCACAAAAGUAUACACACCACAUGCAUAUAUCAACCAUGCCUUUUCGUACGUUUCAAGAGCUUUUGAUAUUCGAGGGAAAAAUCGAGCCAGCACACAGUCGAAAAAGUGAACAGAAAUCAAACGAAAUCGAAGUAAUAAAUUGGCUACGACACUAAA
This is a messenger RNA of Uranotaenia lowii, 1179 nucleotides long. Its product is annotated as chymotrypsin-1-like. The record is from RefSeq and is a predicted model, not a curated record. The transcript is spliced from 3 exons. Gene Ontology annotation, biological process: proteolysis. NCBI's taxonomy places the organism in Eukaryota, Metazoa, Arthropoda, Insecta, Diptera, Culicidae. The coding region runs from base 67 to 834 and encodes 255 amino acids. Gene Ontology annotation, molecular function: serine-type endopeptidase activity.